This is a messenger RNA of Lingula anatina, 797 nucleotides long. RefSeq lists its product as uncharacterized. The record is from RefSeq and is a predicted model, not a curated record. Lineage: Eukaryota; Metazoa; Brachiopoda; Lingulata; Lingulida; Lingulidae.
CACCUUAUGUGAAGAGACACUUCCACGUAUUUUAAGGUCGAUAUUACAAUGCACUAUGGGAAAUCAUUUCUUGCUUUUCACUUUGAAGAAUCAGUAUUGCGACUUCAUAUUUGAAAAUGGCAACUAUGCCAACCCGUUUCUCAGCGGCAUGCGUCCUAUUAAUGUCACUGUUUGGUGCGUCGAUUUCUGCCUCUUCGUGGUUUUGGAUCCAACCUCAGACUAAAUUUGAUGCAGAUUUUAUUCUUCAUACAACGCAUCCUCCAUCUGAAAGUCACUGCGCUGGUGAUUGCCUCGCUUACGGCGGUUGUCGCGCUGCAUAUUACUGCGGUAACACCAAGACUUGUGCUCUGACAGAUUCAAGUUGUUCCUCUGUUCAGGGCGGGUUUCUUUUGAGCGAUCAAAACUGCAACUACUUACAGACACGUAAUCGGACGGAAUCCUACUUGGAAUGCAGAUGCCAGAAUGGCGGGACAUGGAUCAACUCAACGGAGGCGUCUGAUUCACAGAACAAGUGUGUCUGUCCCGUCCCUUACGGUGGGUCGUACUGUGACCGGAACCUGACUUGCCCGCCGCAGUAUGAGGCCCUGUUCCGGUCUAGUUGCUACAGUUUCAAUACGACAUUGACAGGGACAUUCGACGAGGCCAAGGCACACUGUGAAACGAUGGGAGCGAGGCUAGUCGCUGUGAAUGACGCAGAGGAGCACGGUUUUAUUUCACAAUACAUUGCUGCCGAUGCUGGUUAUUUGAAAGGUUUAAUAGAAAUGUACAACUUUUUUGCCAGAAAACUUCUUCAAUGA